UUGGUGCCGCAUGUGACUGCACUCAAACGCAAAGGUGUAAAGAUGAGUGGGAGAGGUAAAGGCGGGAAGGGACUCGGAAAGGGAGGCGCCAAGCGUCACCGCAAGGUGCUCCGCGACAACAUCCAGGGCAUCACCAAGCCCGCCAUCCGCCGUCUGGCUCGCCGCGGCGGUGUCAAGCGUAUUUCUGGUCUGAUCUACGAAGAGACUCGCGGUGUGUUGAAGGUGUUCCUGGAGAACGUGAUCCGCGACGCCGUCACCUACACCGAACACGCCAAGAGAAAGACCGUGACCGCCAUGGACGUGGUGUACGCCCUGAAAAGGCAGGGACGCACCCUGUACGGCUUCGGAAGCUAAAGCGGUUCCGGUCCAACAACCAAAGGCUCUUUUCAGAGCCGCC
Molecule: messenger RNA, 397 nt
Organism: Betta splendens (Siamese fighting fish)
Lineage: Eukaryota; Metazoa; Chordata; Actinopteri; Anabantiformes; Osphronemidae
Product: histone H4
Exons: 1
Coding region: 43-354 (103 amino acids)
Biological process (GO): nucleosome assembly
Cellular component (GO): nucleosome
Molecular function (GO): DNA binding; protein heterodimerization activity; structural constituent of chromatin
Source: RefSeq, a predicted model, not a curated record